AUGAUGGGGACAACCUUGCCGGGGGAUGGCAAUGAGUUUGACCUGGACCAACUGAUUCACAAGUUAAAGCGCGAUGGCGAUAUCGUGCCAGAAAUCUUGCCGGAGCGAGUGCUAAAACUUGCUUGUCAGCAAUUAAAGAACAUCCUCAUCGAGGAGAGCAACGUGCAACCGGUGCAGUUGCCAGUAGUGAUAUGUGGCGACAUCCAUGGUCAAUAUUUUGAUCUGUUGGAGUUGUUCAACAUCGGUGGGCAAAUUCCUGAAAAAAAUUACAUAUUCAUGGGCGACUUCGUCGAUCGAGGUUACAACAGCGUUGAGACGUUUGAGUUGCUCAUGUUGCUAAAGUUGCGUUAUCCCGCCAGCAUCACAUUGCUUCGCGGCAACCAUGAAUCCCGUCAGAUCACGCAGGUCUAUGGGUUUUAUGAUGAGUGCUUGCGCAAGUAUGGCAAUGCAAAUCCAUGGAAGUACUGCACUGAGGUGUUUGACUACUUGACUUUGUCUGCCAUUGUGGAGAACUCUAUUUUUUGCGUUCAUGGAGGGCUAUCACCGGAUGUCAAGGUCCUCGAUCAAAUCCGCACGAUCAAUCGUGUGCAGGAGAUACCACAUGAAGGAGCUUUUGGUGAUCUCGUGUGGUCAGAUCCUGAAGACAUCGAGGCGUGGGCGGUCAGCCCGAGAGGGGCUGGUUGGCUUUUCGGGGAGCGGCCGACGCAACACUUCAACCGUCUCAAUGGCCUGGAUCUCAUUGCCCGGGCACAUCAGCUAGUGCAGGAGGGCUACAAGUAUAUGUUCAGCGACUCGCAGCAGGAGAGCAAGACUGGACUGCUGGUCACAGUUUGGUCAGCUCCAAACUAUUGCUAUCGGUGUGGAAAUGUAGCAUCUAUCCUGGAUAUUGAUGAACGGAACCAGCGUGAGUGCUCUUGGCAUGUGCCAGUUUGA
Molecule: messenger RNA, 933 nt
Organism: Symbiodinium natans
Lineage: Eukaryota; Dinophyceae; Suessiales; Symbiodiniaceae
Source: the annotation of a GenBank genome assembly